Chlorella variabilis is the source of this 415-nucleotide messenger RNA. RefSeq lists its product as hypothetical. The transcript is spliced from 5 exons. The record is from RefSeq and is a predicted model, not a curated record. The annotation marks the transcript as partial. Lineage: Eukaryota; Viridiplantae; Chlorophyta; Trebouxiophyceae; Chlorellales; Chlorellaceae.
GUUGGCAUCCAUCGGCGCCGCCGUGGGGUGGGGCAUGAGCGUGGCCACGGGCUACCUGCUCAGGUGGCUGCGCUGGCGGGGCGCCAAGCCGGCGGUGGAGAUCACGAUCAUCCUGGCAGUCGCCUACCUGUCGUUCUAUGUGGGGCAGAGCCCCGCGCAGGGCUCCGGCGUGAUAUCUGUGGUGGUGUACGGCCUGUGGGGCAACUACACAUCCAAGUGGGGCAUGCUGGCAUCUACAGAGGAGAGCGGGUCCUUCGACGCAUGCCUGGGCUGGGCAGAGGUUGUGUUCACGGGCUGGGCGGGCCUGCGGGGCGCCAUCUCGCUCAUCAUGACCGCAGACUUCAUCGCGCACAGCGCCUUCCUGCAAGGCAACAUCAACGACCCAGACGACCCAGAGAGGGACAUAGGUGUGUGA